UUGUUGAAUUGUGGAAUCGCCAUAGUAUCAGCAUGGCGCUGGAGGUGCUCGUCACUGCUUUGGCCUGCCUCAGCACCACCACGAUGCCAGAGAAGGCUACGCCAUCCUCUGUGAUAAUGCGGAACUCGGUGGAGCCUUUCCUAAUCGAUGUGAAUGACACUGCCUGUCCCGUCAGCACCUUGGGCGGCUUGGCAGCACGCAUCCAGUUUAUGACGGACGAGCUGCAGACACUCAAAACGGAGCUAAGCAAUCUACAGCAGCUGAUCGAUGAAUACAGGAUCCAGACGCCGGGGGAGGCCAUUGGUACCCGACUCCAUCCAGUCCCAUCCAUUGUCCAGGCCUUGCCAGCCGUGCCCAGCGAUGAUACGCCCCGGAAUUGCUGGGGCCAGAAGCACGGCCAAGUGCUCAUCCGGGUGGCCAGAGAUUUGGAGCCCUUCUUCGUGAGCUGUGACCAGGAAGUACGCGACGGGGGCUGGCUAGUGAUCGCCUACAGGUUUGAUGGCAGCGAGAAAUUUGACCGCGACUGGCAGAACUACAAGGCCGGCUUUGGGUACCUCAACUCGGAGUUUUUCAUCGGGCUGGACAAGCUGAACCGGCUGACCAACAGCGAUCGCCACGAGCUGCUCGUGCUAAUGCGCAGCAAGACGCGUGAGGAGCGCUUCGCCAUCUAUGAUCUCUUCAGCAUUGGCAACGAGGCCGAGAAGUAUCUGCUUAACGUUCUGGGGACCUACAAGGGCGAUGCCGGCGACUCCCUGCGCUACCAUGCGGGCAAGAAGUUCACCACCUACGACCAGGACAACGACGACAAUGCACAGAACUGCGCUAGGAUCCAUGCGGGCGCAUGGUGGUAUGGUCGCGAGUGCAUCGAGAGCAACCUCUUUGGCACCUUCCAGCCAAAGUUUGGCCAGGAGAUUGGCUACUUCAAGGGCAUACUGUGGAAAACCUUUUUGCCGGGGCCUACAGGCUCCCUCAGCUACGUUCGCAUGCUCAUCCGGCCCAAAAAUAAGACAUCGUAGACAGAUGCUAUAUCCUAUAUCCUAGAUCAUAGAUCCUAUACAAAUAAAUAGUUGUUUCGAGAA
This is a messenger RNA of Drosophila persimilis, 1079 nucleotides long. RefSeq names its product angiopoietin-related protein 1. Lineage: Eukaryota; Metazoa; Arthropoda; Insecta; Diptera; Drosophilidae. The transcript has 5 exons. Bases 33 to 1016 code for a protein of 327 amino acids. The record is from RefSeq and is a predicted model, not a curated record.